CCCCGAGGCGGGCAGGAGCGCCAGGCCGCGCGGGGCGGCGGGGUCGCGCCUCUCCUUCCGCGGUUGAACCUCGGGAGCUGGCCCAGCCCGCGGCGCGUUCGCGGAGUGGGAGGGCCCCUCGGCGCGGGCGUUAGCGGAGGGUGUGAAGAGAAAAAAUGACACUCCAGUGGGUGGCAGUUGCAACCUUUCUUUAUGCUGAAAUAGGACUUAUUUUAAUCUUCUGUCUGCCUUUUAUUCCUCCUCAGAGAUGGCAGAAGAUUUUUUCAUUUAAUGUCUGGGGUAAAAUUGCAACUUUCUGGAACAAGGCUUUCCUUACUAUUAUAGUCCUACUGAUUGUUCUAUUUCUAGAUGCUGUGAGAGAAGUAAGGAAAUAUUCAUCUGCACCUGCCAUUGAAAAAGGCUUAACCAGCAGACCUGGAGCCUAUGAACACACACAGAUGAAACUUUUUAGGUCUCAAAGAAAUCUUUAUAUUUCUGGAUUUUCAUUAUUUUUUUGGCUAGUGUUGAGACGUCUGGUUAUCCUUAUUACACAGCUGGCUAAAGAACUGUCAAACAAAGGAGUACUUAAAACUCAAGCAGAAAAUACUAAUGAGGCUGCCAAAAAAUUCAUGGAAGAGAAUGAAAGACUAAAACGGCUCUUGAAAACCUAUGCCAAGGAAGAGGAACACAUUUUGGAAGCAGAAAAUAAAAAACUAGUAGAAGACCAGGAAAAACUGAAAACUGAAUUAAAGAAGACUUCAGAUGCCCUCUCUAAGGCACAGAAUGAUGUGAUGACAAUGAGAAUGCAAUCAGAGCGACUUUCAAAAGAAUACGACCGACUCCUAAAAGAACACACAGAACUUCAGAAUCGUUCAGGGAAAGACAAUAAGAAGGGCCUGUGAACUUUGAAAGAAGAUUGUGCGAUGCCAUGUGAAGAUGAUCAAUUUGUUAUCAUGCUAGCCUCUAGAACAUUUAAAAUUCAGUUCGGAAAAAGGUACUAUUUACAACCAGCCAAUAAUUUUUUUAAAGCCACAUAUAGGCUGUUAUCAUAACAGCAUUGUCACAAUAUUUGAUGAUGUUUCAGAUGUGUUGUAAAGUCUGUAUUCCAGCUCUCAUGUGAAAUGUAAGCACGAUAAGCACCCCAUUGAAAUGUCUAGAGUAACAUUGCUGUUUACCAAUAAAAGGACAAAUUUAUAACCAGUCACUUCCAAAACUAGAUUUUUAAGUUGAUGAAACCAUUAAUAGCCUUAAAAGCUUUGAUGAGUUUUCAAUAAUAAUAAUAAUCUAUUUAAUGAGAUGAUAAUGCUGAUAUAUUUGAAAACAGUAUUCAGUAUUAGCAAAUUUGUUCAUAGGGAGACUAAAUAAGGAAAAAUGAUCAGAAUUAGCCACUGUAUAUAUAGGGAAGAGUCAUAAAGAGCAAAAAAUAAAAGCAAUGACCUUAGUUGUUGUUUUUUAUAAGUCUGGUGAUUAACUAUAGUUUACUCUUAUAAGACAGCUAUAUUGAUGAUUAUAUUUUUGUUACUGUGCUUCUAUACCCAUUGGACUGUUUUUGUUGACAUUGGUGUUAAUAAUACAUAAUUAGUAGAUGUUACACCUUUUUAAAGUUCAUCUGGUAAUGAAGUUUACAUCUGUUUGCAUAACUGCCAUACACUGAACUUAAAAUUAUUUUACAACAA
This is a messenger RNA of Ailuropoda melanoleuca (giant panda), 1655 nucleotides long. RefSeq names its product B cell receptor associated protein 29 (gene BCAP29). The record is from RefSeq and is a predicted model, not a curated record. NCBI's taxonomy places the organism in Eukaryota, Metazoa, Chordata, Mammalia, Carnivora, Ursidae. Gene Ontology annotation, biological process: endoplasmic reticulum to Golgi vesicle-mediated transport; intracellular protein transport. The transcript is spliced from 8 exons. Gene Ontology annotation, cellular component: endoplasmic reticulum; endoplasmic reticulum membrane. The coding region runs from base 156 to 881 and encodes 241 amino acids.